AUGGCAGGCGAUCCAAUGGAGUGCGCAUCACCAAAUGUGCCCGAAGAUGACAUCCCACAUUGCGACACUGCAUCCUCGCAGGAAGGUCAGAGCUUCACUUCCACUGAUACAGUCGAAUUGUCAAAUCGCCCAGCUCUCCCGUACUACACCUUGCCUCAUCAAGCUAUACCUCAAAUCAUGUCGGGCUACGUCAGCAUGGAGCAGUACGAACGCGCGAUGAAACACAGCGUAAAGCUGGCACAAGAACUCAUGAGGGCUCGAGAACAGGCAAAGAAAGCAAGAGAGGAAACCGAGCAGGCCAAGCUUGCGUUUUGCAUGCUUGCGGACUGGACUUAUCACGAGCGGCAGAUGCUUCUGGACAAGUUGGCUAGCACGAGAUUGGACACCGAGGAGCACAUCAAGGCGGGACAUCAGGAAAUCGGAGAUGUGCUCGUGGAUGAUUUCAAAGUGACUGAUACCGUCAUUGCGGAGAACAGCGGCGGCGGAGAAGAAUAUGAACCGUCCGAGUUCAUCAGAGGCUCGUCACUCGACGACGCAAUCGAUCAGUUGAUUGCAGAGGAGAAAGCCAAGCUAACGUAUGCCAGUCUCUAA
Molecule: messenger RNA, 591 nt
Organism: Parastagonospora nodorum SN15
Lineage: Eukaryota; Fungi; Ascomycota; Dothideomycetes; Pleosporales; Phaeosphaeriaceae
Exons: 2
Coding region: 1-591 (196 amino acids)
Source: RefSeq, a predicted model, not a curated record